GCGGAGAGGAGGAGGACGGAGCGGUGUGACAGGAUGUGGUUUCCCUCAGCCUGCUCAGCACUGGCAGCACAGGCAUAGUUUGAGCAUGACCUAAACACACCGCGCGUGCAACGUUGUGUCUGAGCUCCUCGAGGUGGUGGAAGGGGGACGAGCCGAGCCGAGCCGAACCGAACCGAAGGAGGCGGAGGAGCCGCCGCGCGCUGCCCGGAGGGUCUCGAGCUGUCAUCUGCUGCCCGGAUCUCAACUCCAUCUCUCGGCGCUCCGCGAGGAGAAUGUGAUUCUCCUGCCGAGUCCCCAACUCUCAACUUCACCACCAGAUUGUCAAGCAGAGUCUGAGCGUCUGACGGGCGGCGGAGACGGCGGAGUCAUGGGCUGCGGGCUGCGGAAAAUGAAGCCGGUCUCCGAGGAGAACAGUCCGGGAAAGAUCUACUCCACCCUGAAGAGGCCGCAGGUGGAGACCAAAGUGGGCGUGGCCUACACAUACCGCUACCUGGACUUCCUGAUCGGGAAAGACGGCGGGACGUCCACGCUGCGCCUGUCGUCGGUGCGAGAGCUGCCCGGUCAGCUGCAGGAGCUCUACCAGCAGGGCUUCAUCCUGGCGGCCGUUCACCCCUUCAUCCACCCCUGCGGCCCGGAGUCCAACAGCCCGCAGCACCAGCUGUACCGGGCCAUCCUGGUGCGGCUCAGCGACGGGCUGGAGAGGAGCCAGCCGGUCUGCCCGUCGUUCAAACUGCAGCUGGAAGAGUGUCUGUCGGCCGAGCAGGUGCCCACCCCGGAGCUCAUCCAGGGCUACGUCAAGAAGCAGAUCCAGGACGCGGCGGACCAGGGCGUGACCUUCGUGGGCUUCGUGCAGGAGCCGUACGGGGCCCCCUGCACCCGGAUCCGGGAGCCCGACACCCCCUCGCUGUCCCUGCACUCCAGCCCCAGCUCGGUGCUGGGCUCGCUGGGCAGCUGCAGCCCCUCCGACCCCUCCAGCCCGCAGAACCAGGCGGAUCCCCCGCCCCAGCCCGAGGGGGCCGGGGGGGAGGCGGAGGACGGGCAGGACCGCGCCUCGCCUGCCGCCUCGCCUGCCGCCUCGCCGGUGUCGGAGGCAGACCCGGAGGACGACUCCAGCCGCCACAACAACAAGGACUGUGAUCCGGAGACCAACCAGAGGCCCAGAUUCAGGCAGCGCAGGGGCGAUGGAGUGGAGCUGCUGGCGCUCUACAACCACCCCGCCGUCCGGGAGGGCCAGGUCAAGUACUACACCGUCAAGGUGCCUCUGCGGGUCCAGAACUGCGACGAGGGGGUCAAAGGGGUGGAGGCCAACUGGCUGGACCACAUGACCCAGCACUUCAACAACGGAGCCUCGCUGGUCGACGGAUACUUCCACCUGGGAAACGUCAACGAUUUGCUGCCUAAGUCGGUGGAAAGCGUCUUCAUCUUCCAGGAGGCGAGCGAGGGCGAGCCCACCGCGGCCGCCCCGACGUACGACGCCAUCGUGGUGGAGCAGUGGACCAUCAUCGACGGUUUGCAGGUGAAGGCUGAUUACAUUCCCCUGCUGCAGUCUCUGGCCACGUACGGAUGGAGACUCACUUGUGUGCUGCCGACUCCCGUAAUCAAGACCAACAGCGAUGGAAGCCUGUCCACCAAGCAGAUCGUGUUCCUGCAGAGACCCGUCUUGGGCCGAAAGCGAAGGGAGUCUAAGAAAUUAAUCUUCAAACCUCGAGGCAAGUCCAACAAGAACUGCAUCAAAGACACGGCCAAGAACAAGAAAAAGAAGAAAACGAAGGAAGCAGAAGAGCCCAAGAAUCAUGAGGACAGGGAAAAGGUGGAGAAGGAAGAGGACAGGUGCAGCGAUGAGAGGGUGAAUACAGCGGAGGCGGCGAGCGAAGCGCUGAAAGAAAGCGAGGAGACGUGUGAGGAGGACGCAAAGAUCGACGACGGGAUCGAGAUCAGCAUGGAGGCCGUCGUCAGGAAGGGAGCAGAGACAAAAGACGAAAUCACAGAAAACGGCGAAGGAACGGAGGCGGAGAAGGACGGAUCAGAAGAGAACGGCGAGCCUUUAGAGAACGGCGAGGUGAAGGAAGAGUCGACUGAAAGUCAGAGUGAGACCAAAGAAAACAAGGACGAGGGCACAGAAGAAGUUCAGGCCGUGAUAGAGAACGGGGUGGAGUCAGACGAGACGGAAGAACCGCCGGACGUGGAGGUCGCUGCAGAGUAGCUCCGACCACUUCGAGUGAAGCCCGUUCCCCACCCUACCUCUCAAAACACCCGUAUGAAGAACUGGCUCAUCAUGACGUCCCUCAUCCAAACUAACAGGGCUCCAUCGCUGCAGCAUCCUUCAGAUCCACCGUCGUUCAUGGAUGAUUUCCUCCAAACCCGCCGCAGUGCAGCUACUGUAGCUUCGUCUGACUGCAGGCGUCCGUCCCUCUCCUUUCCCCACACAUGCUGAAUGUAUAUAUAUCCGAUACAGGAGAUGCAGGGCCGGGACACUCGAUGUGGAGCCACUAACAUGAUUGAGUGAGGAUUAACAGGCGGAUGAGACUCCAGAAUGAUGCUAUAAUCCAGCAGGAUUCAGACCGAAGCUAAUGUUCAAAGGCCCGGUCACCACAGCAACUGAAGAUUCGAGCAGAAAAAUCAGUCAAAUUAACUGGAAGUUUUGCAAUUGAGCUUUUUCUGCCCAAAAUGAUCUCGACAGAGCCCCAGAGAGAUCAUCACCAAAUAGCUGCGCUGCAAAAUUUAGCUUAAAAAGCCUUUUGAACAUGCUAUACUCACAUCCUGUUAAAAGUCUAGCUAUAUCUAUCUCGAUUAGUUUGCUUUGGAAAAAAUGCAAGAAAACGUCGAUGGACAGAAAAGAUAGUGAAGUGAUAUUGCAACUUAAAGCUAAUGCUCAUGCUAAUUAGCAUUGUAAUAAUAGUUGUAUUUGAGACUGCUAACUAUAUAUGACGUAAAUAUCGCAUCCGGUAUUCAGUGAACUUUCUGUGGUCGUGUGACAUCGUUCAGUAUGCUAGGUGAAGGUUAGCCAAGUUAGCCAAGGCAGAGGCUAGCACAGCUAACAAUAGCUUAAUAAAUGCUAUUUUCCAUCAGUGACCGAUAGCUUGAAAUGUAUUGGAAAACUUAUUUUGUCUGUCUGGUGAUUGGAAGACACUACAUUCACCAGGUUUAAAUGUAAAAUUUUCCUUAUCUCAGCAGAUCCACUUUCGACAUCAGUUUGUGGCAUAAAUUGUGAGUUCCAAAUAAACCUAAAAAAAAUGGAAAAAGUUAGUGCGAAACAUAGUCGAUAAAUACAUUUUUUUGUGACUUAACUAGAGCUACUGUUAUAAUACGACAAUAGCAUGGCUAACUCUCAAUGUUUGUAAAGGAGUAGUUCAGAUGUGUUUUAAAUGAAAUGCUCUCAAGUUAAAAGGCAUCUAAGAGAUAGUAGCAUUUACAUGAUUAUGAAUGAACAAUAUUUUGUUUGUAUACAAUCAAUUAACCUUGAAAAAAAUCUCAACUAGCAAAUUUUAUUGUGGAAAACUGAAGGUUAAUUGAAACAGAGUGACAUGUGGGCGUUUCCUUCAUGCUACUUAUUGAUCAAAUCAGUUCAAUAAAUCAGCGACUCACCUCCAAAGAUAUUUAUUAUGUGGUUUACUGGAGUGACCGGGCCUUGAGGGUGGAAAGGAGCGAAUCACUAGCUAGCCAGCUAGCUAAUCAGCCAGAUGUGCAAAGUCUGAACCGACAAUAGAGCUGGAUGAAAACUUUCUGAGAUGUCACAGGAGUUCCCUUCCUCUCACUGUUUGAGCAGACGAAGCAGACCGAGGCUCGCCUUGUCGGCUCCUAACAAAAGCUCAAAGUCGGGUUAGAGUUCUGUGGAAUGCGACACCACGUCCGUCCGGCACGUCUUCGAGGUCGGAGUGUGGAGCUGACUCGUCGCGGGGGUGGAGAGAGAGCAGUUAGAGGUGACUGGAAAGGCAUUUGUUGCGACAGGCAAUCCAAAGUAGGCUGAAGAGAUAAUUGUUUACGCUGAGCUCUAAGCCAUCAAGUGCUUCAAAGAGAGCCGAUAAUCACUCUUUGGCGCGGUGUGCAGAGCUCACCUUGCAUACAGAAUGUUCCAUAUUCAGAGCCGAGUUAGAUAAGGAUGUGUAAUUGAGCCGAAUGUUUGCACCUUGAAGACAGAAGUCAAAUCACCGUGUUAGCCGGUCAGCGUUUACAUACAGGAGCGGGGGUUUCACAGCAUAGUUACAUUCCUUUUUUAAUUUUUUUCUUUUCAAUUACAUUCCAGUCAAACGUUGAAAGACAAAAAGCACUGAUGAGGGCGAAGCCGUGUGGUCAGGAGGAAGCCAGAGCUGAGAAGUGGAGACAAAGAAAGAGGUUGAGUGUUAGACCACGUAUGAGAGAGAGAGAGAGUCAAAUAAAAGAAAUGAAUAGGCUCAUUUAAAGUAACAGCCGCUUGUGUCCCACAUUCCCCGGUGAGAUUUCCCUCAUUACUUUACCUCCAGCUCUUUAAGCACCUCUCACCAGACAUCAUUUCUGACAAUAACCGAGUCGUAAUGUGUUUGUUUCGCGGCAUCGUGUAGCUUUUUUCCAUUUCCAAAGGUGGACCGUGACGGAGGGAGGUGGGGGCGGAGGGGAGGGGGCGCCGGCGUUCGCGGUGCCGAGCUCUCAUCAGCUCCGCUAAUGGACUUUGUCAGCGGGGGGGUUUCUGUCAGUAAUCAUGCAUUUGUAAUGGUGGUCACUUAUUGAGGCGAGGUAUUGAUAGCGAAACACCCUCAACGGCCCGACGCUGAUGGCACAGCAACAAAUUGCACUGAGGAUGAAAAGUUUGUCUUGAAUGUGGUCAAUUUUGCAAUUUAAAAAAAAAACAUUAAAAAAAAUCAUGAAAACAAGUCUUUGUUUACCGUAUUGGUUGAAAUAUAAGACAACGAUCGUUUGGAAAAAUGUCUUAUGAAAGAUGUCCUCAAAUUAAAGACAUUGAAAACAUGUUUAAGUACUGAUAAUUCCCAUCACAGAUGUUGUUUAGGACGAAUUCGACGAAUUCUUCCUCCUGCAGUCUGCAAAUGUCUUUAAUCUUUAAUGUGUGCUUUGAAGAAAAGUGUAAGUUAUCAAAUUUGAAGCCCAAUUUUCUCAGAUCCUGAAUGUAAGAGUGCUACAAUGAAUGCUGAUGCAAAUAGGUGUCAGUGGCAAUGCAAAAUAAAUGUAAAAAAAAAAAUUAAAAUUGCAGCGCUGUGAAAUUUUACGAGAAACAGUCUUAUAAUGGUCAGCAAAAAAAAGUCGUGGUGGGC
Salarias fasciatus (jewelled blenny) is the source of this 5243-nucleotide messenger RNA. It is a transcript of the gene rftn1b, whose product is annotated as raftlin, lipid raft linker 1b. Bases 368 to 2203 code for a protein of 611 amino acids. The record is from RefSeq and is a predicted model, not a curated record. Lineage: Eukaryota; Metazoa; Chordata; Actinopteri; Blenniiformes; Blenniidae. The transcript is spliced from 10 exons.